AUGGCGACUUCAUCUGCUAUGCUUGAUCGGAACGCAGCGCCUCCUUCCACAUUCGAGCUUCAUGUGACAGGCCAGGUGGAAAGUGGAUCCUUCGCAGGAGACGACAACCUUUAUUGCAACAUCCUCGUUCACCAUGGCAUUGAUUGGCAGGUGGUUGCUGGGAUGGAGGAAGGGGUCACCCAGGUGGCUUCCAUCUCCCCAGGAAGCGAUUCCAGAGUUGUGUGGAACUUUCCUCUAGAACUCACUUUCAAGAGCACGAAUGUUUAUGGCUGGCCACAGAUCGUGUUGACAGUGCAUGGGACGGACUUCUUGAAUCGUGACGUCAUUCGCGGCUAUGGCUCCGUACACAUCCCUGUAGUGCCUGGCGCACACGAGGUUGAAGUCCCGAUGUUCCGCCCGCUCUCGGUCGGCCGUUUGCCUCGAGCCAUGGCUCAGAUGCUAACUUGCCUGCCUCAGUCUUCUCUGCUCCAACAGUUCAUCGGAUGGAUCCACGCUACCCCAGCAGGUUCAGCCAGAGAUGUUUUGCAUUCUUGCCCCAGCUACGUGACAGCAGUUGUUGUAGAAUACAUCGAUCCGAAGAGGCCUGCUCUGCCAACUGGCAGAGAGGUGACCCGCGUGCGAACGAGUGGAACCGUGGUUUUGAAGUUGAAUGUGGUGGUGAGGAAUAUGAAACAGCUAGGUUACAGCAUUCCCGUCUCGUCAAACCUGAAGGUUUAUCAAUAA
Messenger RNA from Guillardia theta CCMP2712, 723 nucleotides. RefSeq lists its product as hypothetical. Gene Ontology annotation, biological process: cilium assembly. Lineage: Eukaryota; Cryptophyceae; Pyrenomonadales; Geminigeraceae. The record is from RefSeq and is a predicted model, not a curated record. The transcript has 8 exons. The coding region runs from base 1 to 723 and encodes 240 amino acids. Gene Ontology annotation, cellular component: MKS complex.